CUCCCAAUAUUCCAAGUGCUACCGGCAACAAGAAUACACCAGGAGCAACAGGCACAGCAACGGCUACUUCAAUAGCAUCCUCAAGCUCGGUAUUAUCAGAACCUCUAUUGAUUGCCGUAAUUGCUCUCCUGGUUUCCCUUUUAAUUGCCAUUAUCAUUUUAAUUAUGUUGUUAUGUUGGAAAAGAAAUAAGAAAAAUUCUAAUCCUGAGGUAGUUCCCACUGCACCUCCAAAUUUAUCACCAUAUCCACAGCAUCCUCAGCAAAUUUAUAACCAUCAAUAUCAAAGUUAG
This is a messenger RNA of Acaulospora morrowiae, 290 nucleotides long. The record is from the annotation of a GenBank genome assembly. NCBI's taxonomy places the organism in Eukaryota, Fungi, Glomeromycota, Glomeromycetes, Diversisporales, Acaulosporaceae.